This is a messenger RNA of Pecten maximus, 960 nucleotides long. Its product is annotated as carbohydrate sulfotransferase 4-like. Gene Ontology annotation, molecular function: N-acetylglucosamine 6-O-sulfotransferase activity. Gene Ontology annotation, biological process: sulfur compound metabolic process; N-acetylglucosamine metabolic process. Bases 1 to 960 code for a protein of 319 amino acids. The transcript has 3 exons. The record is from RefSeq and is a predicted model, not a curated record. NCBI's taxonomy places the organism in Eukaryota, Metazoa, Mollusca, Bivalvia, Pectinida, Pectinidae.
AUGAAUGCCCAGCUGGGUGUCCCUACAGCAUUGGUUGGUAAGCCCACUGAGCUGCCUUCUUCUACCAUUAAGACAUACAACCUACUUCUGAUUGGGUAUUUACGAGGAGGAACGACACUUCUGGGAGAAAUUCUGGGGCUUCGAAACGACAGUUUUUAUGUUUAUGAACCACUUCACAAGAUGGCAGAAUUUGAAUACUUCAAGGCCGGCUAUGUGUGCAGCAUGAACAACGAAUCGUGCAGGAAGGCCAACGAGACUACUGCAAUGGAUAUAAUACGGGCGAUAUAUAGAUGUGAUUUCCACCAUUACCAGGACCAAUUAAGAAUAUUUCAACACAUGAAAUCCCGAGGUCUGGAAUCAAUCAACGACCGUAAAUGGAAGCUUGCUUUUGUGGAAUGUCACGGGGAAUGGAGAGGUUGUCCAGAGAGCUACCAAAGCCGAUGCUCAAGUCGUAGUUCAAUAGUUAGCAAAGUACCAAGACUUAGCGUUGGUCUAGCAUCAAAGCUUUUGGACACAUUUUCGAACUUGAAAAUAAUUCAUCUUGUGAGAGAUCCAAGAGGUAUCAUGAACUCGAGGUCAAAACUUCAUUGGACUCCAGUACCGGAGGGCGCCAUAUCAUUGUGUAAGAAAAUGAAGGAUGAUUAUUUCGACUCAAAAAAAAUAAAAGAAGUUUACCAUGAGAGAAUAUUUACGUUAUCUUACGAGAAUAUCACGAAACAUCCAGUAGAAACCCUAAAGGAAAUUUAUAACUUAGCAGGUUACAAUUUCGAUGCAGCUGAAGAAGUCCGCGUUGCUAAACGGACAUCCUCCUCCACAUCAGAGUCCCCAAGCAAUACAUAUCGUCAGAACUCUUCAAAAACUGCAGAUGCUUGGAGAAAACAAAUACCAAAGAAUGUUCUCUCGGAAACUAACAAAGCCUGCUCAAGUUUGUAUCCUCUUUUGGGAUACCCUAUUAUCUAA